UGCCGUAGCGGAGCCCUCUGGCUGUGUGCGUCUGAGAAGCCGCCGCCGGGAGUCGCGGACGGUUUGCUGAGCCCGUUAGUGCCCCUGGCCGAAACUCACGGUGCCGUCAUGUCCCGCUACCUGCGUCCCCCCAACACGUCUCUGUUCGUCAGGAACGUAGCCGACGACACCAGGUCUGAAGAUUUACGGCGUGAAUUUGGUCGUUAUGGUCCUAUAGUUGAUGUGUAUGUUCCACUUGAUUUCUACACUCGACGUCCAAGAGGAUUUGCUUAUGUUCAAUUUGAGGAUGUUCGUGAUGCUGAAGAUGCUUUACAUAAUUUGGACAGAAAAUGGAUUUGUGGACGUCAGAUUGAGAUACAGUUUGCACAGGGGGAUCGAAAAACACCAAACCAAAUGAAAGCCAAGGAAGGGAGGAAUGUGUAUAGCUCUUCACGCUAUGAUGAUUAUGACAGAUACAGACGUUCUAGAAGCCGAAGUUACGAAAGGAGGCGAUCAAGAAGUCGGUCUUUUGAUUACAACUAUAGAAGAUCUUAUAGUCCUAGAAACAGUAGACCGACUGGAAGACCACGGCGUAGCAGAAGCCAUUCCGACAAUGAUAGAUUCAAACACCGAAAUCGAUCUUUUUCAAGAUCUAAAUCCAAUUCAAGAUCACGGUCCAAGUCCCAGCCCAAGAAAGAAAUGAAGGCUAAAUCACGGUCUAGGUCUGCAUCUCACACCAAAACUAGAGGCACCUCUAAAACAGAUUCCAAAACACAUUAUAAGUCUGGCUCAAGAUAUGAAAAGGAAUCAAGGAAAAAAGAACCACCUAGAUCCAAAUCUCAGUCAAGAUCACAGUCUAGGUCUAGGUCAAAAUCUAGAUCAAGGUCUUGGACUAGUCCUAAGUCCAGUGGCCACUGAUAGUAUAAACUAUGAUACUUUCUAGGCAUGUAUCAUUCAUUUACUCAUAGUUUGGUAUACUUAAAUUAUCAGGAAUACAAUGUUGCAAUGAUGCGUAAAAACACUUGUUAGUUUUCCCUGUACCAGGCAAUGGUUAUAUUAAAAUGAUAUGCUGUUGAGAAGCCACUCUUAAGAGUCCAGUUUGUUUAAUGUUAUGGGCAGCUACCAAUUUGUGGUGUCUCUGUAUAUUUUUGUAAAGAUUCUCAUUUUUUAUGCUUGAAUUAUCUGGUGAAAAGAUGUUGGUUGACCAUAAUUUGCAACAUUGUCUUAUUAAAGAUAAAUUUUCAUAUUUGAUAGAACUGUUAACCUAGAAAUGUAGCUUGCUGAUAAGAUAGAAUGAUACAAAAGUGAGGUUGUAGCCACAUUACCACACUUACUGCUCAGACACAUGUAGGUUCAGGGUGGACCUCUAUGUCUUGUCAAGAUAACUAGGCCCAUGAUAACAGUUUAUUUAUGAUGCAGUGUGGACUAGUUCUUUUCUUAACCCCACUGUCUUGGGGAAUGAUGCCAACUGGGUUAGGUAGCAUUCUGAGGAAGAGUGAGUACUUUACUGAAACAUGGAGCCUUCACUACUUUUUUUUUCUGUUCUAAGAUUUGGAAUAUAAAAACAUCAGAAAAACUCCCCUUAAAACUUGAACAUGUCAGUGAUGACGGAAAUAAUUUUAAGGGGAAAAGAAUGUUCUUACAUAAAGUUACUCUAAAAUUUAAGGAGCAUUGUUGACCAUUGUUACUUAGUUUUCUUGCUGUUAGAAGCAUUAGUAAAUUGUUCCAAAAUAGAUUUUGUGUUUGUGCAUAGUGUAAAAAAAUGAAUUUUGAUGCUUACAGCACUUGGCAUGUGCAUUUGUAUCAAAAUUUGCCUACCUCUUUUUGAGGGGGGCUUGCUCUUUACACCUCAGUUUAUUUAAUGUGAGGCAAAUUGAAAGAUAACACUCCCAUCCUUGAUGAUUCUGUGGUGCCAUGAAAUUUAAAGUAAUUUUGGAUAAAGGAUUAGUUUUAAGCAAGAGCCACAUCUCUUAGUUUUUGAUUAUCAACGUAGUACCGUAGUACUUGACUAAAAACGAGGAAGUAAUACCCUUAAUUAUAAUUUCUAGUAUUUCUCAGAACGUUCGGGAGGUAAUAAAAAGUGACUUGAAAUGUCCAGUCUCAUUUCAGAAUAAAAAGGCAGCAUCUUUAAAAAUCUCAGACUGCUUGGAGAUAUAAGUAAGAAAUACUAUGGGAAAAUGAUUCCUUUUAGAGGAUUACUUUUUUUUUUAAUUUUGAUUUUAGAAGUCUAGGCCUUGCCUGUAAAGAACAAAGAUGGUUUUUAAUACUGUUUGUGGAAUGUGUUUAAAGGAUCGAUUCUAGAACCUUUGUAUAUUUGAUAGUGUUUCUAACUUUCAUUUCUUUACUGUUUGCAGUUAAUGUUCAUGUUCUGCUAUGCAAUCAUUUAUAUGCACGUUUCUUUAAUUUUUUUAGAUUUUCCUGGAUGUAUAGUUUAAACAACAAAGUCUAUUUAAAACUGUAGCAGUAGUUUGCAGUUCUAGCAAAGAGGAAAGUUGUGGGGUUAAACUUUGUAUUUUCUUUCUUAUAGAAGCUUCUAAAAAGGUAUUUUUAUAUGUUCUUUUUAACAAAUAUUGUGUACGACCUUUAAGACAUCAAUGUUUGGAUCAAAACAAGACCCAGCUUAUUUUCUGCUUGCUGUAAAUUAAGCAAACAUGCUAUAAUAAAAACAAAAUGAAGGAAAUAAUGAUUAACUGGAAUUAUUAUAGUAUUGAAUAUGAGUCUAAAAUAACAAUGGAAAUAAUCCCUUAUAGAUUUAGGAAUAUUUUUAAUCAAUGUUGCAUUAGGCACAACUAACUUUGGAAAUGAUACAACCUGCCAGAAAUCUCCAUCUUUUACAUAGUACUUAGUUCCUUAUGUCAAAGUUAUUUCACAAUUCCUCAUUUAGCCUCUCUUCAGAGGUUUUUCAGUAGUGUUAAGAUACAUUAAAUCGAAAUUUGAGCCAGCUAAUUACAAAUUUAUACUUUUCAUUAUUAGAUAAGUCAGUAAUUCUGCUCGCCCCCUUCCUAAACAAGAUACAUUUGAAAUUCUUUUUCAUUGAAUCCAGGUGAGCAUUUAUUAAGUGACGAUGACCACUUUGGGGGAGUGGUUGAGGCCCUCUGUAAAUUCUAGCUAUUUCAUAGUUAACAGUUAUAGCUGAUUAGUUUACAAUGUGCCAGACACUGUUCAAGCGGCUGUGUUGUUGACUCAUUUGUUCUUCACAAAACCCUGUAAGGAUGAUGCUUCAUUUUUAGCCCCUUACCACAGAUAAGAAAACUGAGGCACCAAAGGGGGGACUGUAAAUCGUAUAGCCAAGAUUUGAACCUAGAUAUGGUCCUUAGAUUUUUUUUUAAUGGAUUAUAAUUUGAGAGUAGAUUGAGGAGAUAGCCCAGUGAAAUUGUUCUCAGUCUCUGUAGAACUAGAAGGCCUAAUGUUUUUGUUUUUACUUUGUCAGUUUAUUUUUAGCUCUCAGACUUGAGAAGCUUAUAUAUUGUUUCUAAAAAUGAUGUAGCUUCACAAGGACUAGUUGAACUCAUGGUGGUAAGGAUCCUACUGAUACUUGGUGAGGAUCUCUGUACUGUGUUUUAAGGUAAUUUUAGAUUUGAGUUUCACAAUUUAGAAUGUACUGUGUGUCUGGCACUGGGCUCUAUUCUACAGAGUAGUCAUGUCGACAUUCAAGUGAAGGCUGACACUUUGCCUCUCUUUUUACUUAAGCUCACUCUGCAUUUUUUUUUUUUUUUUAAAGCCAAGUAAGCAAGAAGAAAAGUAAGAGAUAAAUGCUUCAGUGAGAAAGGACAGGUGCUACAUAGAGUUUGAGCUGUUAAGUUACAGCCUAGGGGAAAGACCUGGGAACUACUGUACUAUUCUCUUGACAAUUUGGCCCAGUAAGCUGCUACAUCCAGUCAACUAACAAAAUCCUGUAUACCACAGAGAAGAAUAAAGAAAACCAAACUGACAAACAUCCUUC
This is a messenger RNA of Castor canadensis (American beaver), 3922 nucleotides long. It is a transcript of the gene Srsf10, whose product is annotated as serine and arginine rich splicing factor 10. NCBI's taxonomy places the organism in Eukaryota, Metazoa, Chordata, Mammalia, Rodentia, Castoridae. Gene Ontology annotation, molecular function: RNA binding. The record is from RefSeq and is a predicted model, not a curated record.